This is a messenger RNA of Camelina sativa (false flax), 465 nucleotides long. NCBI's taxonomy places the organism in Eukaryota, Viridiplantae, Streptophyta, Magnoliopsida, Brassicales, Brassicaceae. The record is from RefSeq and is a predicted model, not a curated record.
AGCUUAGAAAGUCGCCUAGCUUGGCUUAGAGAAUCUUUUCUCCAGGGAAAAGAUGAAGUUAGUGCCUUGCAAAACCAGAUCGAAAGUGUAAGCACGUCUCUUUCAGCACAAAUGGAGGAGAAAGAUAACAUCAGAAAAGAGCUGGAUGAUUUAACUUUCAGUUUGAAAAAAUUGGAGGAAUCUGCAGAGCGAGUUUCUUUGGAGAGAGAUGAAACUGUGAGGAGACUUGUGGAAAUCUCUGGCUUGAUGACAGAAGGAGCCGAAGAUCAUCCUUCUUCAGCUAUCAAUUUACUUGUUGAUAGAUCCUUCGAAAAGAUAGAAAGGCAAAUCAGGAAUUCUAGUGACAGUUCUUAUGGCAACGAAGAAAUAUUUGAAAGCUUUCAAAGUCUCCUUUAUGUGAGAGAUCAAGAGUUGUCACUUUGUAAGGAAAUGCUAGGAGAGGAAGUGCAGGUUAGUUUGCAGGUA